Molecule: messenger RNA, 1340 nt
Organism: Cimex lectularius (bed bug)
Lineage: Eukaryota; Metazoa; Arthropoda; Insecta; Hemiptera; Cimicidae
Gene: mRpL1
Product: 50S ribosomal protein L1
Exons: 8
Coding region: 90-1133 (347 amino acids)
Source: RefSeq, a predicted model, not a curated record
UACAAAAUAUCUUAAAUUCUUCAAAGGUCGUUCUACUGAGUACUUGGUCGCAACUCUGUAUUGGGAGGUUUCCCUUUCAAAGUACGAUCAUGGACUUAUCCAGAACAGCUUUCACAUUGCUAAGUAGGCCUUGGUCUAUUUACCAGAGAGCAGUCCAGUUCCUUCCUCCUUUGCAGGCGAGAGAAUAUGCAGCAAGGAAGGGUACAAGAGAAAAGGCAAGAAAAAAGAAAGUUAAAGUGGAGGUGAAAAAAGUUGGCUUCAUACCACACAAACUCAGAGAGAAACAAAAAGAUAAGGUAACAGUAUCAAGACGAAUAAAUGAAGAUCAUAAAAAGUUGCCAAUAGAUGAUGUUUGGAUUACCCGAUUUCACCAAUCGAAAGUCUAUGAUUUCUCUGAAGCAGUAGAAUGCCAUCGUGAAACACAUCAUCCUCACAUCUAUAAUUGCCCCAAUGCUCCAAUUAAAGCUUUUAUAGAAUUGGAUUUGAAAUCUACCAAAAAGAAUAAAUACGUUGAACCGUUCAACAAAAUUGCCAAAAUACCAAAUGUGUUUGAUCACGGGGAAAAAAGAUCAAUUUUAGUGUUUUGUAAGACUCAAGAGGUAAAGGAUGAGGCAGAAAAUGCAGGUGCAAAUCUGAUUUUUGAUGUGGAUUUCGUCAAGAAAAUACAAAAGGGAGAUGUUAUGCUGCCUGAUUUUCAGUUCAUACUUGCCCAUCCUAAUAUUCUAGCAGAACUAGUCAGCUUGAGACCAAUUUUACGGAAAAAGUUUCCAAAUCCAAGAGAUGAAACCCUUGGACCUGAUAUUGGAAAUAUGGUAAAAACUUUUCAAACAGGCAUUCAUUAUUAUGCCAUGAGAGAAGAAUCUGAAUUAGAUUAUGGCUGGAUUGAUACCUCCAUUGGAACGAUAAAUAUGAGCAACAAACAGUUAGAGGAAAACAUGAAAUAUCUCUUAGAAGAUAUAAACAAAAGACGGCCAAAACGAGAGGGACCUUUUAUUACACGUGUUUUGUUAAAAAGUGAGCCUUCAAUUGAAAAAUUCAAAAUUGACUUGGUACCGUUUUUGGGCGAAGAAGAGGGAAAACAAGAUGAUGGUGAUAGUGAUGAUGAAGAGUUGACGAUUCAGCAGAAAACAUAAUUCUGACAUUUUAAAGUUAAUAAUUGAUUUAAUGAUUUUUUACUUUAUUCAGUUACUUCUUCCUGUAGACAGAUAUUAAGAAAAAAGUGUAUUAAAAGAAAUGUUAUCACUGAUUGUUGUAAUGUUUUUAGUCAACUUUUGCAUGUAUAAACUAAAAUUUUAGAUUGUGUUUAUACUAUUUUAAGUAAACAUGUGGUAUUUACCUUU